AUGGCCGGGAUCGAGACCGAUCCCGAGAUGAAGACGGCUCGUGUGGCUACUGAAGCUACGGUUGCCCCAACCGAGUUCCAGACGUACGAUGUCCCCCGCCCGGCUGGAUGGAUGUACAAGCGAUUGGGCGCUCUCGGCUGGUAUGCCUCGCCGAAGUUCCAGCUCGGCAUGGUCGCCUUUGUCUGUUUCAUGUGCCCCGGCAUGUUCAAUGCUCUGGGUGGGUUGGGUGGCGGUGGUAAAUCUGACCCCAGUCUAGCUGAUGACAUGAACACUGCUCUGUACAGUACCUUUGCUGUAGUCGGCUUCUUCGCUGGUACCUUUGUGAACCGUCUGGGUGUUCGCCUUGCGCUCUCCUUUGGUGGUAUUGGUUAUUGUAUCUACUCCAUCAGUCUCCUCGUUUCCGUUCACAAAUAUGUCCCUGGCUUCAACAUCUUCGCUGGUGCCCUUCUCGGUGUCUGUGCGGGUCUUUUAUGGGGUGCUCAGGGUACCAUCAUGAUGUCCUAUCCCGCUGAGCAGCAGAAGGGUCGAUAUUUCGCCUGGUUCUGGUGUAUUUUCAACAUUGGCGCUUGCAUGGGCAGUUUGAUUCCUCUUGGUGAGAACAUUCAUGUCAAGACCAACAAGAACGUCAGCGACGGUACCUACAUUGCCUUCAUCGUGCUCAUGUUCUUCGGUGCCUGUCUGGCCCUCUUCAUUUGCGACGCCGAUAAAGUCAUCCGUCCCGACGGUUCCAAAGUCAUCUUAAUGAAAAACCCCAGCUGGAAGACUGAGUUCGUCGGUCUAUGGCAAACCAUUAGCUCCGAGCCUUGGAUUCUUCUUCUAUUCCCCAUGUUCUUCGCCUCCAAUUGGUUCUACACCUACCAGCAGAAUGGCAUCAACGCUGCUCACUUUGACACUCGUACUAAGGCGCUGAAUGGAUUCCUCUACUGGUUCGCCCAGAUCAUUGCCGCGGCUCUGAUCGGCCCACUCUUGGAUAUCGAGGGUGUGCGCCGUAGAAUCCGCGCUCGCGUUGGCCUGGGUGUCGUGUUCCUCCUCACUAUGGCUAUUUGGGGUGGUGGUUAUGCUUGGCAAAAGGGAUACACUCGUGAAAGUGUCGCUGCCAAGGAUUUCACCCCGACUGACUGGACCACCCCGGGCUAUGUGGGACCUAUGUUUUUGUACUUCUUCUAUGGCAUGUACGAUGCCGUCUGGCAGGGCUUCGUCUACUGGCUGAUGGGUGCCCUGGGCAACUCCGGUCGUAAGCUUGCCAAUCUGGCAGGCUUCUACAAGGGUCUUCAGUCCGCCGGGUCCGCCGUCAUGUGGAGUCUCGACAAGAACGAACUAUCCUACAUGUCCGAACUCGCUUCCAAUUGGGGUCUCCUCUGUGGUGCACUUCUGAUCGCCGCCCCAGUCGUCUGGAUGAAGAUCCAGGACAGCGUCCCUAUCGAAGAGGAUUUGCGCGGCACAGACGAGACUCUUGAGGACGUCCUUCCCCCUGGUGCUAUUGAGCACAAGCGCGCUGGUGGAGACGCCAUCUAA
This is a messenger RNA of Penicillium maclennaniae, 1515 nucleotides long. RefSeq names its product UNC93-like protein. Gene Ontology annotation, molecular function: transmembrane transporter activity. The coding region runs from base 1 to 1515 and encodes 504 amino acids. Lineage: Eukaryota; Fungi; Ascomycota; Eurotiomycetes; Eurotiales; Aspergillaceae. Gene Ontology annotation, biological process: transmembrane transport. The record is from RefSeq and is a predicted model, not a curated record. The transcript has 4 exons.